GCUUCACCGGUUUUGUUGGAAAACGUUGAAUACAAACUCGACGUACUGUCCAAACAGGUGCCAGCAGAUAAACCACUAGCUAACCAACAUAUGAAAGAUACUACUCAACUCGCUGCACAAUAUAUCGCAUCUAAAGCUACGGCGGAAAGCGGUUUAGGAGCCCAAGAACUAGCAGAACUGCAUAAAGCUGGAUUCAAUGAUGAAGCCAAAGCCGCAUCCACAACGAAGAGCUGCGCAAGAAAAGUUUGUGAAACUAGAAGGUGUAGACGGCAAAAUAUAUACACCUGGCGAUUUUCCACAUACUCCUGCUGGUGUAACAGUGGGCCCAGAUGGAAGAUUAUAUGGUCCUGAUGGCAAAUUGUAUUUCCCUACCGGUAACGUAAUUGGCCCUGAUGGCAAUAUUUACGGCCCUGAUGGCAAAUUAAUCGGCCCUGCCGAUAUGCCACAUACUCCUGCUGGUGUAACAGUGGGCCCAGAUGGAAAAUUAUAUGGUCCUGAUGGCAAAUUGUAUUUCCCUACCGGUAACGUAAUUGGCCCUGAUGGCAAAAUUUACGGCCCUGAUGGCAAAGUAAUCGGCCCUGGCGAUAUGCCACAUACUCCUGCUGGUGUAACAGUGGGCCCUGAUGGAAAAUUAUAUGGUCCUGAUGGCAAAUUGUACUUCCCUACUGGUAACGUAAUUGGCCCUGAUGGCAAGAUUUACGGCCCUGAUGGCAAAGUAAUCGGCCCUGGCGAUAUGCCACGUACUCCUGCUGGUGUAACAGUGGGCCCAGAUGGAAAAUUAUACGGUCCUGAUGGCAAAUUGUAUUUCCCUACUGGUAACGUAAUUGGCCCUGAUGGCAAUAUUUACGGCCCUGAUGGCAAAUUAAUCGGCCCUGCCGAUAUGCCACAUACUCCUGCUGGUGUAACAGUGGGCCCAGAUGGAAAAUUAUAUGGUCCUGAUGGCAAAUUGUAUUUCCCUACUGGUAACGUAAUUGGCCCUGAUGGCAAGAUUUACGGCCCUGAUGGCAAAGUAAUAGGCCCUGGCGAUAUGCCACAUACUCCUGCUGGUGUAACAGUGGGCCCAGAUGGAAAAUUAUAUGGUCCUGAUGGCAAAUUGUAUUUCCCUACUGGUAACGUAAUUGGCCCUGAUGGCAAGAUUUACGGCCCUGAUGGCAAAGUAAUAGGCCCUGGCGAUAUGCCACGUACUCCUGCUGGUGUAACAGUGGGCCCAGAUGGAAAAUUAUAUGGUCCUGAUGGCAAAUUGUAUUUCCCUACUGGUAACGUAAUUGGCCCUGAUGGCAAGAUUUACGGCCCUGAUGGCAAAGUAAUAGACCCAGGCGAUUUGCCACAUACUCCUGCUGGUGUAACAGUGGGCCCAGAUGGAAAAUUAUAUGGUCCUGAUGGUAAAUUGUAUUUCCCCACUGGUAUCGUAAUUGGCCCUGAUGGCAAGAUUUACGGCCCUGAUGGUAUGCUAUUAGGACCACCUGGUGAAACUGAGCAGCAACGACAACGACGCUUAGCUGAGGCAGAAGCACACAGAAAGUAUGAAGAAAAUGAAAGAAGGAGGCUGGGUGAUAAAGAGUACUUUAGACGACAAGAAGAAAGAUUGAGACGAGAAAUGGGAGGUGAUGGGUCAGGAAAAUAUCGAGGCGGAGCAUUGGGUGCUGAUUAUGACAAGGAACAUGAAUCGGCACUGGACAUUCUUCAUGAACAAUUACAAGCACAUGGACCCGAAUUAUUGUAUCAACAACCACAAACUGUUCUCACACAUGCUCAGGCUUCAGAAUGGCUUUCUUGUCCUGUGCCGGUAAAAGUGGAUAAGUUAGUGAAAGACGCUGGAGACACUGCACGCCUACAUAAAAAAAUCGAAAAGAAACUAAAUGCACUCGUCAUUGACGUCACACCACCAGACUUGAUUGACUGCAUGCAAGAUGUCGUCAUUGAGGGUGCUCGAAGGCUGUCUGAAUACUUUAUCUCGAAGAGUUACAACGCGCUUGUCAAAGAUACGCUUAUAUCAGAAAUGCAAAAGCGGGGCAACGAAAUACUUUCAGAAGUCGAUGGCGCUGCGGAAACAUAUUUCUUUGCAGCUCAAAGAUUAAAGAAAGCAGAUACAUUGGAGGUACGAGAACCUUGCUAUAGGGUCGCCAGUGAUAUCAAUAAGAAGUUGGACGACAUGAUCAAAGCUCGUCCUUUGCCACGGAAGCUGAAUCUGAUAAUGAAAGAUCACAACAAAGAUGCUUCCAACUUUUUAUCUGCAAUGGUUACGAAGCCCGAUGACGCAAUCGAGGCAUACGUCGCAUUGUUAGAUGAAAUGGAAGCGGUAGGAGAUUCCAAUCUAGUAGAAGGAGCUAAUCCUAAAACACAUAAAGAGGCUGCCGACUAUCUUCGGCAGCUGACGUCUACUACAGAUAAGAUUAAUCGUCCCAACCCUUCUAUGCAAACAGAAAUUCAGAACAAUCUCAAAAAACUACUGGACCAUGUUCCACCUAGUGGUUAUAGCCCAGUGGUUAUGAACUGCGUUAUUGCAGAAACAGCAGGUCUUUUGACUUCAUACAUAAUGCUCCAUGGAGCAAAAACAGCAGCAUUAAAAGAUCUUGUGCUAGACAUGAAACAGGCAGGCGAUAGUGCACUGUUGAGACAUGGACCUGUUCGCAAAUCUUUCAAAGAGGGCGCUGAAUUAUUGCGAGGAAAGAAAAUAGAUGAACUGGUCGUUUCUAAUCCAGACCCUGUGGUCGCAAGAAAAAUUCAAAUAAAACUAGGCAAUUUGAUGGAAAUCGGUUGUGGAUGUAUUGUGGAUGAUAUGAAAGAUGUCAUCGAAGAGGCAACGAUGUACCUGGCUGUACAUCUCCUCGAACCUCAGGUGAUCCAGGUGUGCAAGUGUUACAAGAACGUGUUCGUGCAGUGCGAGCUGGGGUGUGAAGAGAUACUGCGGCGCGUGGGGCGGCCGGGCUGCACCUGCCCGCGACACGUGUCGGUGCAGGCGUUGCAGGACCUCGUACCCGGGGAGAUCCUGCUCGCUACAUCAGACGGCUCCCGCAUCUUCGCACCUGGCGUGGAUAUAACCAUCCACCCUUGCCCAAGAAUGGCUAAACACAAACGAGAUGACAGCCCCGCGGCCCCCAGACCAUGUCCGACUGUUUCCCCUUCUUCUGGCUGCCAGAGCCGAACUCCAACUACUUCCUACGCCAUGUAUUCCACUUCACAGAAACGAUUUGGUUAUGAUUCCCUGCAGGCAUCAGCGGGCUCUAGUAAUUCACUACCUCUAACACAAAUGUCCUUCAGUCCGUUGCAACUUUCGGGAAGAUCCUCUCCGGUAAAGUCUCUCUUGCAAGAUAUUCACUCCAGCAAUGUAAACUUCUAUCAACAACAACAAGAACAAAUGCAGACGUACGAAGCUGAAAGUCAGAACCGACUACGCAGCGACCCGUCAGUUUCAUACUUCUCUUCAGCUAGCAACUACAAUUUCGGAGAAUCACCCAGAUCAGAAUCGCCAGUGGACACUUGUCUCUCUCCGGAGUAUCCUUCCCCGAUGAUUAGCAACUUUCAUAUAUCCGACACGUCUAAAAUUACACAAGCUAAGAGUACAUACAGCUCAAGAACUCCAAUAAUAUCGACUGAUCAGAUGGCUGACUGGCAUGCCAUGAUGGUCAGUCUGAUGUGGAACAUGCAAGCAUGGCGGGAUUGGAUACAGGAGAUAUUUGAACAUGCCUUAUCUUACCACAAUACUCCGAGCACACGAGAUACUUGGUCAUCAUUUCAAAGAAGGAUCACGACUGAAGCUCUCCAAUGGCGUCAGUAUAGUAUGUUCUGUCACCAACUUACGACGCGUCUUCACAUACGGUACAAGGAUAGAGAAUUUGUGUCUCCAACGCGCACCACAGUCCAAACAAAAACUUAUAUAGCUUGUCAAGAGGAAAUGUUAAAAAUUAUCGAAAUGUUCAACAAAUGGACAAAAUGGCUGACUUUGGUUGUAAAAGAAACCAAUACAUUGCAAGAAAUGUCUGGAGCAGAUGUCCCUUUACACCAAACACGCUGGACGCACUUGAAGAUAAAGCUAGAAGGUUAUGCUAAAGAUUGGUCUAAAUACAAUAUGUUUCUGAAGGGAUCUUGGGAGAAAAAGUACAGCUCUGUCAUUGAAGACUACUUGCCAGAAUGGAAGAAAUCAGAAGCAGUGUGGGUGGUGAGCGCUUGUGGUGCAGUACCCAGUGGUGCAGUCGCUGCGGGCGUGUUUGACGGAGAAGUCACCUGGGUCGCCAGGACCACGCACAAGUGUAAGGUGCUUCCAGCAGCUCUGUAUCCUUCAAAACAUUGCUGCUUGGUAUAUGCUGAUGGCAUAGUACACAAGUACACAAAAUAUCAGGUAAUGUGCAACGCGGAAGUGCGUUGGGUGGCAUGGCGCGGUGGUUCAGUGGGUGCACGGGCAGUUGAAGUGGCACCAGGAGUGUAUGUAGGGAGAGUGCAACACCGUGGUAACCACCUCUUGGGGGCCGUGCAUGCUCCACACUAUCGCUGCCACGUCGUCUUCUUCGGGAGGCCCUUCGCCUUUAACAACUACGAACUCCUCAUGCUAGUAGGACGAAGCGUAGAAGAAACACUCCCAUGAAGUAGUAGACCAAGUACAGCAAGUAAGUGACAGGUUACGGACUUUAGAAUUAGAAUACGGAAAAGAUUCCGUUCUUUUUUUAUCACAUUUUUAUGAAAUUUCUUUGUAAAUAAUAGACAAAACUGUCGCCGAUUGCUGUGCGAAGGUUAAAGGUUUUCAAGGAUAUGAAGUGACGUUAUAAUUCUUGGGAUCAAUGUUCUGUCUAAUCGAAAAGUAGUGGU
This is a messenger RNA of Spodoptera frugiperda (fall armyworm), 4803 nucleotides long. RefSeq lists its product as uncharacterized. NCBI's taxonomy places the organism in Eukaryota, Metazoa, Arthropoda, Insecta, Lepidoptera, Noctuidae. Bases 197 to 4582 code for a protein of 1461 amino acids. The transcript has 26 exons. The record is from RefSeq and is a predicted model, not a curated record.